UGUGACUAAUAGGUUAUUCGUGGAAAUAAAACCAAACAAGUUAAUUGAACAGAUAAUUUCUUAUUAGAAUUGAACUAUAACCUUCUGAUGUACUGGAUAAUAUUUCUCUUAUUCUGAGAGAACUCUUCCUCGAAUACACCGUUUUUAACAUAUCGAAAUAAUGUUUGGUUUACUUCUGCUCUUCGCAGUUUGUUCAAUUGGGAAUGCAACACAUUUUAUUACUAAAGUGAAUGAAACUGUUCAUCACAAUGUCGUUUUGAAGAAUAACGAGGCGUGGAAUCCUGAAAUGUAUGCUAAAAAAAUAAUUUUCAGAAAUUUAACAGGAGAGAUCACUCCCAAAAGUUUUUCAUUACUCACAAAAGUGGAGGAAAUUUACUUCGCUCAUAGCAGUAUAUCCAAUAUACAUCAUAAUGCAUUUGGAUCGAAUCCAAGAUUGAAAACUCUUCAAUUUUCAUACAAUGAAUAUCUUCCAGAAAUUACCAAUGAAGUCUUGAGAAAUUGCAGAAAUUUGAGGAAAUUCAGUAUGGGUCAUAACAAGAAAAUUGAGGGAAUCAGCGACUACUUAUUCAGCAACCUACAUAACCUAACCCAUGUUGAAAUAACGAAGGAAAACAAGCUGCCAAAACGAAUAACAAAAGCUUUCUUCAAUAAUUCAAAGUCAUUGGAAUCGGUUAAACUACACUUUUCCAAUAUCACAGCUAUUGAUUCUGAUGCUUUCGAAAAUUUAGACAGACUUCAGUUUCUAAGUUUGGUGGAAAACGAAAUAGUUGAAAUAGGGGCAGGUGCUUUUAAAAGUCCGAAUUUGAUUCAAAUCUACCUGGGAUGGAACAAACUGACGUCUUUCACUGGAGAGGAACUAUCAUCAUUGAGGAAUUUGAGGACACUAGAUAUUUCUUUCAAUCCACUGAAGAGAAUAGACCUGGAACAAAUAACACAUGCCGCUCCAAAAUUGAAAAAUUUGCUCCUCAUGAGAACUAGUCUAAAUUGUGAUGAAAAGAGAAGUAUAAAAAUGAAAGAGAGUACAUAUCUUGCGAUAGGAAUGGAUUUAAUGGAGUUAGAGAAAUGUGAUGCACGAAGAUAAUUACCGCCUCUAUCACAAAGAGGACAUACCAAUACUUUCUAACUCAAUUCAUCAAUUCCCCAUACGUUAAUUAAAAAUUGAACAUGAACAUACAGGCUGUUUGAACUUAAAUGUCAAAGUCAGCCAUGACAAAAACCUCAAAAUAUUUUUUUUUCAAAUGAGUACCCAUUUUUUUUUAUUGGUGCUGAGGAAUCAGGCUUGCUGUAAGCGGGCGUGCAUUACACGAGGGCGGCACGUCCAGGGGGGCGGCAAAUCGAGUGAUUGAUAAGUUUAUACAAUAUCGCACGGCUGAACAUUUUUGAAAUUGUGUUAGCAGAAGCUCCAAAGUGGCUCGCGAAAUCAACGUAGAAACAGAUUUUCCACCAAUUAACACAAUCCGAUCAAGAAGGAAACCAAAACAAUUUCAAUAUAUGAAUAGAGUGAUGAAGUUUUAGUAGAUCCAAAAACCAAACACA
This is a messenger RNA of Coccinella septempunctata (seven-spotted ladybird), 1536 nucleotides long. RefSeq names its product chaoptin-like. The transcript is spliced from 3 exons. The record is from RefSeq and is a predicted model, not a curated record. NCBI's taxonomy places the organism in Eukaryota, Metazoa, Arthropoda, Insecta, Coleoptera, Coccinellidae. Gene Ontology annotation, molecular function: protein binding. Bases 161 to 1081 code for a protein of 306 amino acids.